UUGCAACCGCUUCACUGUACGAUCGUCCGUCACCGAGGAAGGGCCACACAGCCACGCCAGCUCGCGUCGUGCGAAACAGAGCAGCGCGCGUGCGCGAAACGAAAGCGCGAAGAAAAAAAGGCAAAAGAAGGAGAAGACUACUUAUUUCACGAAUUAAAGUGCAAAUGACAAGCAAUACUGAAACGACAGCUGUUUGCAAUCCCAGCUAGCAGUUUGUUCACAAAUUUGCUGCGAAACAUAAGCAAAUCUCCCCUUCGUGCACCCAAACGUACCUACACUACGAGAAAUCCGCAAAACGGUGUAUAAAACGGGGUGGCACGGCAGGCGGCCCGUUUCCAAUUGAUUUAUAAGUCCAUAAAUUAAAAGUGAAACUUUCCGACCCAGCACAGAGAGGGAGACCAGCGAUCUGUAUUGUGCGUGUGUGUGCGUGUAUGUGUGUGUUUGUUUGUAAGUGAUCCAUUUGCCAGCACUCCCCCCUUGCAGCAGGCAUUAUUGAUCGGCAGCGCCUGCUGCUCUUGUUCAUUGGUGUUCGAUCGAAUGCUGGGCACACCCCGCCAGUGAUCCGUUUGAUCCGUGGGGUGAAUUUCCCACCCCCUCCUCUCAAAGAAAAGGAGUGCGCGGGAAGUGUCAUUGCGUGCGCCCCAAAGUGAACCAAAGUGCAGUGAAGCAGCAGGUGUGUCGUGUGUUGUGUGGUGCGUGUUCGAGUCGCGAUCGGAGAAGGACCUUUGAGUCGCGUCGACGCGCACGUGUGCCGUGCCGUCAUCAAUAAAUCGAAACCGUUUUCGGACGGAAAACGGAAAAGAAACACCCGUCGAGCGGGAGUGAGCGGGGGAGAGGACACGCAUUUCGGUGUGAUUUUCAUCGUAGUGGUGUUUUUUUUCUUCUUGUACCGGCGUCCUUCAGCACAAGAGCACAGGAUGGCCUUCUUCAAGAGCAUCUGGAAAAAUAGCUCCAAGCACAAGAAGUUGUGCGAGGAGCUUGCGUUAGCGAACAGUAUUCGAGAUUUUUCCGAAAAUCACGACGAACUGGAGGACGGUUCGAACGAAGCCAUCAGCUACAGCGUGAAGUACCUCGGCAACACACCCGUCCCUACUCCGCGGUCCGAGAAUGCUACGGCGGAAGCGGUCAAGAGCAUCAUAACCGCAGCCAAGGGUAACAAGAAGCUGCAACGCGUCUCACUGUCGAUCUCACCGAAGGGUAUCGAGAUGAUCGACACCGGUACCGGCGAAACGCUGCUCCAGGUGUCGAUCUACCAGAUCUCGUACUGCUCGGCCGACGCCAACCACGAUCACGUGUUUGCGUUCGUCGGCUGCACGCUCGGCUCGGAGGCGGAGGUGAAGGAGAUGUGCUUCCGGCGCACGGCGGAGGAGAUCAACCUCGAGGGACCGCUCGUGUGCCAUGCCUUCCUGUGCCAGAAGCGCAAGAUGGCGCAAACCGUCACGCUGACGGUGGCGCGCAGCUUCGAGCGUGCGUUCCAGAUCUGGCAGAGCAAGCAGUUCCACGCGGAACGCAAGCGCAAGGAGCUGGAGGAGCGCAUGGAGCGGGACCUGCGCGGUAGCCAGGAACUGGUGCGUAAAGCUGCAACGAGCGAUUCGAACGGCAGUGCCGGGCAGCAGCGGGAUGAGAGCGAAUGUCGCAGCUUGCUGAUCGAUUUUAACUCCGAGCUGACGGAGAUCUGCUCCGACGCUCACCAUCAUCGGGAGCUUCUGCAGAACACUUGGGUAUCAUUUGAAGAUGAUCAAAAGCCACAAGAGUUUCUCGCGGUGCCAACACUAUCUUCCAACUCCGGCUGGAGCGGGAUGGCCAUCUGCUCAAACUGAGCAACCAGUCUCGCCUCCGGACUACAAUCACAACAACAACAGCAACAGAAUAGAAUUAGAAUCAUCAUGCUAAGCUUCAUGUUGCGUUUGCGUUUUGGAUGGGAGUUUGGAGCGAUCAGUUUACAAAUGCUUUGAGAGUUUUUUUUUUUAAUAUUAUUUUCGAAUUUUGCCUUCUUCAGCCGUCAAACAACACAAUAAGUUCGAUUUAGAUUAAGAGUGCUACUAAGCUAUCGCAUACAUUGGGGUUUAGUCAUUAUUUGGGUCAUAUUCAAGUCAUACUUAUGGUAAUGUUUUGUUUACAAUUCUCCUUUUUUUAAAGAAAGCGCCCUCUGUGUCCCGAUUGUCCCAUAUUUGCAUUAGUUUGUGAUAUUUUAAAUAAAAAACGACAGUUCAAACAAAA
This is a messenger RNA of Anopheles arabiensis, 2220 nucleotides long. Its product is annotated as low density lipoprotein receptor adapter protein 1-B-like. The record is from RefSeq and is a predicted model, not a curated record. The transcript is spliced from 5 exons. Lineage: Eukaryota; Metazoa; Arthropoda; Insecta; Diptera; Culicidae. Bases 918 to 1820 code for a protein of 300 amino acids.